Messenger RNA from Carassius gibelio (silver crucian carp), 1982 nucleotides. Its product is annotated as cytochrome P450 3A30. Bases 49 to 1563 code for a protein of 504 amino acids. The record is from RefSeq and is a predicted model, not a curated record. NCBI's taxonomy places the organism in Eukaryota, Metazoa, Chordata, Actinopteri, Cypriniformes, Cyprinidae. Gene Ontology annotation, molecular function: steroid hydroxylase activity; iron ion binding; heme binding. The transcript is spliced from 13 exons.
CAUCGAUGUGCAGUAGACCUUCAUCUGAAGAAUAACAGCUGACUCACAAUGAUUGAGCUCCCAGCUCUGUCUGUGACCUGGACCCUGGUGCUUCUGCUCCUAACACUUGUGUAUUUUUAUGGUGUUUGGCCACAUGGAUUUUUUAAGAAACUGGGAAUCCCAGGACCAAGGCCUUGGCCUUACUUUGGCACAUUUCUCUCAUACACUAAAGGUUUUUUCAAAUUCGAUAUGGAGUGUGCUAAGAAGUAUGGAAAAGUUUGGGGGAUCUAUGAUGGACGGCUCCCAAUAUUAAUGGUUACUGACCUGGAAAUGAUCAAAACGAUUAUGGUGAAAGAAUGUUAUUCUACCUUCACUAACAGAAGGGAAACAAAUGCAGGUCUUGCUGGCCCCUUUUCUGAUGGAAUAAGUGUAGUUAAAGAUGAGCGAUGGAAGAGAAUCCGCAGUUCACUCUCUCCAUAUUUCACAAGUGGUCGACUGAAAGAGAUAUUUCCCAUAGCUGUGACGCAUGCAGAUCGUUUUAUAAAAAAUAUGCAAAAGAAAGAAAACGAGCAGUCAGUUAAAGUGAAAGAAGUUGUGGCUCCGUACAGUUUGGAUGUGGUCACCAGCUCCUCCUUUAGCGUCGACAUCGACUCCAUAAACAACGCAGAUGAUCCUUUCGUUACCAACAUCAAGAAGUUUUUCAAGUUCAGUUUUUUCAGUCCUCUCUUUCUGAUUUUAGCUUUAUUUCCCGCCCUUGCAAAUCUUUUGGGGAAAAUGGGGAUAAGUCUUUUUUCAAGGUCGUCUGUGGAUUUUUUCUAUAAUGUCCUGAAAAAGAUUAAGGACGAGCACAACAAGGAAUCGAAUGGCCGGGUAGACUUUCUCAAGCUCAUGCUCCAGAAUCAAAUACCUGGUGAUCAUUUUGGGGACACAGAAGAGCAACCAGCAAAAGGACUAACUGACCACGAGAUUCUCUCCCAGUCCUUCAUUUUCAUUCUCGGAGGUUAUGAGACGACAAGCACCACUCUCACUUUCCUCCUCUAUAAUCUUGCAACUAAUCCAGACUGCCUGGAAAAGCUGGUCGAGGAGAUUGACAAAAACUUCCCUCCUGAUACUCCCAUCACAUAUGAUGCAUUGAUGAAAAUCGAUUAUUUGGAAAUGGCCAUCAACGAAUCAAUGCGUCUCCUUCCCACUGCACCACGCUUAGAGAGGGUCUGUAAGAAGACCGUGGAGAUCAAUGGGGUGACCAUACCAAAGGACACUUUGGUGGCAAUUCCUACAUAUGUUUUGUGUCGUGAUCCACAACUCUGGGAGUCUCCUGAGGAGUUCAGACCAGAGAGGUUCAGCCCAGAGAGUAAAUCCGUGAUUAACCCAUAUAUUUUCAUGCCUUUUGGACUCGGGCCUCGAAAUUGCAUUGGAAUGAGAUUCGCCCUAAUGAUCAUGAAGCUCCUUGUUGUGAAGCUGCUUCAGAACUUCAGGAUGGAAACAUGUAAAGAGACACAGAUCCCUAUAGAGCUGAAUCCUAUGUUUCAGCCGAAGGUUCCCAUCACACUGAAGUUUACACCAAGAUCACCCAAGGGAAAAUAAUAAUUAAAAUGCAGAACAUUUCGGUAUCAUUGAUUUGAUUUGAUUCAAUUCGAUUUGAGUAUUGUGAAGUGCUUUUCACAAUACAAAUCAUUGCAAAGCAAGUUUACAGGAAAUUAAGUUUCCUAUUCCCAAAUGAUAUUAUGAUUAUAUUAUUAUUUGCAAUAUAUAUAUACCCUAAACAUCAUAUUUUUGGAUUUAAGGUAUUGAUAGUUUACUGGGACUUAAGCUCUUCUUGAUUCAUUCCUUUCUGUGUUAUUUACUUUACACUGUUAUACAUUUAAAAAUACAUUAUUAAAAGUGUAUAAUUGUUUAAUUACAGAACAGAAUCGAAGCAAUGAAUGCAAAUGUAUAGUUAUUAUUGUAGCUGUUUGAGGUCGGAUUGUGUGCUUUAAUAAACUUGAAUGAAUUUUUGUUGGAAA